AUGGACACUGAGCAGAAGUUACAAACUGCAAAGGAGAACAAGGCCAAGGCCGAUGAAGCGUUCAAGGCAGGCGAUGUCAAGAACGCAUUGAUGUCCUAUCAUAUGGCCUUGAUGUACCUGCAAGGGAUCAACAAACAGGACGUAUCUGGUGCCAUGGCCGCUAACAAUCCAGCUCCGGCAGAAGGUGGAGAGCCUGUGAAGCCGAAGACUGAGGUAGACGAGCUUCUUGAGAAGAUCUACGCCAAUCAGGCGGCAUGUCACAUUAAGAACUCGAACUGGCAACGCGCAUUAGAGACCUCAGAUAAGGCAUUGUCGAAGAACGAGACGAACUACAAAGCUAUGUUCCGCAAAGCCAAGGCUCUCGGUGAACUGGGCUACGUCGAGCGUGCGCAACGAUUACUGGAAGACAUCGCAAGCAAGAGCUCAACUGAUGCGCCUGCUGCUCAAGCUGAGCUCGCACGCUUGCGCGCGCUAGACAAGCAGCGCGAAAAGAAGACAAACAACAGAAUGAAGGGCUUCCUCGGUCGCGACAAGUCCGGCAAGGGCAUCGGUCUCGAAACCGAUAAGGACUACCACAAACCAGCUCCAGGCACUAUCGCCAGCGGCGACGACUCUUAG
Messenger RNA from Peniophora sp. CBMAI 1063, 618 nucleotides. The record is from the annotation of a GenBank genome assembly. Lineage: Eukaryota; Fungi; Basidiomycota; Agaricomycetes; Russulales; Peniophoraceae.